UUCUAUCAAGUUUAAAUGUGUAUAUAACUAAUAUUACUAUUUAUAGGUUUGGCAUUGUUGAUGACAAGAAUGAGUUGGUUUUAUUUGGUACGUUAAAUCCAUCUGUUCGUAAGAGACCACCAUCUGAGUGCUAUAUCUGCAAGUGGGAUACUAAGCAGUUUUCCUUGGUCAAAAUUGCUGCUGUAGGAACUGAUAUGCUAUCUGUCAUGGCAAUAAGUGAUAAUGGCCGUUUCAUUGCAUUAGGAACACAAGACGGAUCUGUAAAAAUGUAUAUAGCUUUUAAUUUGCAACUUGUAUAUAGUGUUGAUCGUGUACAUAACAUUUUUGUGACAGGCUUGGAAUUUUUGCCUUCUUGUGACGAGUCUCGUAGAAUAACUGGUGGUCAUGAGGCAUCUUUAAUUAGUAUUUCUGUUGAUAACCAUAUUAUUAUUCAUCACAUUCCUGAAAGAGCAUCAAUGAGUAUUUUGACUAUAAUUACAUUAUUUAUCCUGACAUUGUUGUUCGUCUUUGUAAUUAUGGACUUCUUCAAUUUGUGA
Stegodyphus dumicola is the source of this 536-nucleotide messenger RNA. RefSeq names its product guanine nucleotide-exchange factor SEC12. The record is from RefSeq and is a predicted model, not a curated record. Gene Ontology annotation, biological process: endoplasmic reticulum to Golgi vesicle-mediated transport. Gene Ontology annotation, cellular component: endoplasmic reticulum membrane. Gene Ontology annotation, molecular function: protein binding; guanyl-nucleotide exchange factor activity. Lineage: Eukaryota; Metazoa; Arthropoda; Arachnida; Araneae; Eresidae.